UUGCUAGAGAACAUCAACAGAAGAAGAAGCGCGGAGAUUUGAAAACAAAAAUGGCGGAUAUUCGAGGAAUUCUGCAGCGCUGUGAUCCGGAUCUGUUGGAGCCCGGCGGGGAAUCCGAACCGGACUGUGCGGAAGCGGCAGGAAUGGUUAAUUUCCUCACGGAGAGACGACGUGUGCAGAAGGUUCUGUGGCGUCAGCUGUUUGUUCUAGACUCCAUGAUGUCCUUACUGGAGGGUCUGACGUCUGCCCAGCAACUGAUGACACAACCCUGUCCCCCGCAGCCAGAGGGUGGGGCUCACAGCAGGUGGAAGGCUCUGAAGGCGGAGAACAGGUCAGGAAUGGAGAAGACGGAGACAUUGCUCAUGUCCCUACAGGAACGAGUCCAACAGAUCAAUAACAGAAGACACAGACUUACACAGCUGGUUCAGCAGCUCCAUAGCAAGCGCCAGGAGCAGGAACAGCUCACGGUGUCACUGCUGAAGGCCCAGAAUGCUUUGCGGUCAUGUGAUCACCAGUUGAGGCAGCUGAAGGCGGAGUCAGAGGCAGCACUUAGUCAGCUGAUCUCAUGGCAGCGGAUUAGAGACACGCUGCAGGAACAUGUUGGCGCCAUGCAGGAAGUCAUGCAGAUCAAACUUAUCUCCUUCAACCAGUCAGAGGUGCUUGUAGAGAUCAGGCCACGCCUCUCUUCCAAUUCUUCGGCCAGUGAGCUAGAGCCGCUGAGGCUGUCAAUCACCUGCUGCCAUGACGACAGAUUCAUCCUGCGAAUAACGAAUUCUGACCAGCAGCAGCAGGUGAAUGAGGAGCUGGCUGGCCUGGCGGGGGACUCCAGUUCGGGCUGCUGGACCGAGCUGAGCGCCGCCCUGGUGGAGGUGUUGCAGUACUACAUGGGUCAGGUUGAGCUGCUGUGCGAGAUCCGGUCCCUGAGAUCCAGGUUUGCCAUUGACUGGUGCCCUGCUCAGCGACUGCUGAUCUACUUGAAGUCUGCGUCACUGGUGUGUCACCUGGAAGUGGAGGAGGGGUACCCGAGUGGCGGGAGAACUCGGCUGUGCUCAGUGCGGCGGGACGGACAACCCAUUGACAUGUCGGGACUAAAGCCUCAUAAAGCUGAGCUCUCUCUGACCGAGUGGCUGGUUUUCCUCUGCAGCAGUCCACUCAUCUGAAGACACUUCGUUCUCUCCUCCUCUUCCUCCUUCAUCCGAGCAGCAGAUGUCCUUCUGUCACCUGCUUUCAUCUCAUCAUUUAAUCAACAUGUUCUUUUGUUGCUCCGGUGUGUUUCUUAGCUGUUGGUGUGUUCUCCGCUGGUUCUAUGUGUUAUUUUGAUAUCAUAAAAUAAACUGAUUUUAACGCAAUGACUGCUUCAUUUUCACAUGUCUGAAUAUUUUUAGAUUUUAGAAUAUGGACACUUGGACACCCCUUCUCAUUCAGUGGUUUGUCUUUAUUUUUAUUCCUACCUCUGGGAACUAUGUCCAGACUGUUGGGAAACCAGUCCAGGUGACUGACCACCUCAUGAAGCUCAUCGGGAGAAUGCAGAGAUUGAGAAAAUCGAAAGGGGCUUUUCUGGAGAAUAUAAAAUAUGUUUUCAGUUAUUUCACAAUGUUUUGUUUGCUGCAUAAUUCCAUAUUUGAUAGUCUCAAUGUCUUCAUUGUGGUUCUACAUUGCAGAAAGGUAAUUCUGACAAAACACAAACUGUAAUUUACAAAAGAAAGUCAUUAAUAUGCUUUUAUGUUAAUUUACUGAAAACUAAAAGUUCAUCUGGUGCUUUUAUUUUGUAAAGCUGCCUCCAGGGGUUGCUGUUUGCCACCCCAGCAGCUCACCUGUCAGAAAACACACACUGUGUGUUUCCACGUUUCAACAUGUGAGGCUGAUUCUUCUUACAACUGUUCCUUCUGAUGUGAUGAUGCAGCCAUGGAGUCAUACGCUUAUGAGACAAAUUAUUAAUUUCAUGUUUUUGAUUCAAUUGAAAUUAAAUCUAUACUCUUAUA
Messenger RNA from Girardinichthys multiradiatus, 1982 nucleotides. RefSeq lists its product as uncharacterized. Gene Ontology annotation, cellular component: kinetochore; cytosol; nuclear body. The record is from RefSeq and is a predicted model, not a curated record. NCBI's taxonomy places the organism in Eukaryota, Metazoa, Chordata, Actinopteri, Cyprinodontiformes, Goodeidae. Gene Ontology annotation, biological process: establishment of localization in cell; mitotic cell cycle checkpoint signaling; mitotic sister chromatid segregation. The transcript has 9 exons. Bases 51 to 1160 code for a protein of 369 amino acids.